UUUUAGUUGGGGAGAAGAAGGCACCAGCAGCAGGAGAAGGACCAACCAAGAUAGUCCCAGACAUUGGAAAAAGAAAGCAAGGAAGUAAAAACUAAAAGUGUUUCUAUCUCCUCAUGGGGGACCCUUCAGUCUUCUCGUACUUUUUUAGUCCCCUCUCAUCAUACCUAAAAGGCUGAGUAAAGGCGUACUCUAAGUAAAAACAGGACACGUAAACAUUUGUUGAGAUUGAGACAGAUUUGUUUAGUGAGAGUACAUAUUUUGUGGACUUGGUUCGUAGUCUCCAGCAGCCAAUUGGUUGUCCACAACCACCACCAUGACUGCCGCACUUCUUCCAAAUCUCCCAAACCAACCUCAAGCACAAGCUCUCUGCUCGCUCUCACUCCUCACGGAUUCAAAAACUCCUUGUUGUGGAGGAAAAUAGUUGCAGGACAGCUAAUUUGCGAAGAGUAAUUAGUUGGUAUUCGACCCAUCGGGAGAUACUCCUUCUUGCCUCGGCUGUCAUCACUUUUUUCGCAAAGAAGAUAAAAGUUUGUUUCGUGCCGACCCACACAGACAGCUAGGACACGGUCGUCAUCUCAUCGGGGAAGUAAAUACUUUCAUCGUCUCAUCCGUCGGCGUCGUGGGUGUAAUGCUAUUGUACUCUCGAUCAUUGGAGAAAGUACUUUUUGACGGGAAAGUAUUAUAAUCGAGAUGUCUGCAAAUAACAAUUCAACGCCAAAGCAAGCGGUGUGUUGCUUCCACUGUGCAAAGCCGCUCUCCAUUUCAUCAUUGUGUCAGGCUGGGACGAAAAGAUUCUGUUCUCAAGAAUGCUUAAUGCUAUCACUUAAUGCAACCUCUUCAUCCGGACAAUCCAAGCCGUCUACAAAUGUGAAGCGACCUGCCACUUCGCCUCUCGUAAAUGACCAGGAUGGCGAAUCUUCCCUAUCCUCCAUGGAUGAUGGUGCCCAGGCGUCCUCCAGCAAUCACGUUGACACAUACAAACCUCCCAAGAAGAAGAAGAAGAAGGGCGAAGAGGAUGUGUAUGACUGGACAGAGUUCCUUGGAAAUCCUGGGCUCAUUGCAGCCAGCGUAGUCCAAGUGAAACAUACUCCAUUGUCAAGGAUGUGGGAAAAUAUUUCUGAAGGAAUGAAGUUGGAGGUGGAAAAUAAGGACGUGGAUUGUAGGAUUAGUGAAACUGCAUUCUGGGUUGCGAGUGUAAUACAGAUUCAAGGAUACUAUGUCCUUCUAAGAUACGAAGGAUUUGGGAACGAUGGAUCGGGAGAUUUCUGGAUUCAUCUGUGUUCCGAAAGCAUUCAUAAUGUUGGUUGGUGCGCAAAUAAAGGGAAGCCACUGAUUCCUCCUAAAUCUAUCGCAAAAAAGUUUACUGACUGGCGGAGUUUUUUGGUCCAUCGUUUGACUGGAGCGAGAACACUGCCUGCCCAUUUCUCUUCAAAGCUGGAAAGCGGAUUAAAAUCUGUGCAAAAAGUUGGGGACAUGUUGGAGGUAGUAGACAAAAAUAAAAUAAGUCAGCUGAGUCUGGCGACAGUGACUCAUGUGGUUGGUCGGCGGCUGCACGUGCAGUACUGGGAUAAUGGAGAAGGCGGAGGUUUUUGGUGUCACGAAGAGUCUCGACUAAUUCAUCCUUGCGGAUGGGCCAAAACAAUAGGCCAUUUAAUAUCAUGUCCUCCAACCUAUAAUCCUGAUCCUCUGCCCACAACUCCAUAUGAUGCAGACUUUGAGAAUAUGAAUUUAAAAGCGGGUAUGAAAUUAGAGGCUAUCGAUCCGCUGAAUUUAUCAGCUAUUUGCGCCGCAACUAUUAAGAAAGUACUUCGACGAGGAUACGUCAUGGUCCGAAUUGACUGCUACGACGAUGAUAGUUCCGGAUUAGAUUGGUUUUGCUAUCACAUUAGCUCGAACUCUGUAUUUCCUUGUGGAUUUUCGCGUACAAAUGGAGUUGUUUUGACCCCACCAAAUGGGUAUGAUAAAGCUACAUUCGACUGGGACGAAUAUUUUAAACAAAAUGACUGCACUGCUGCUCCAAUUAAGCCAAAGGAAAAGGUGUUACCACAUGGUUUCAAAGAAGGAAUGAAGAUUGAGGCAGCUGACCUUAUGGACCCUCGACUAAUUUGUGUCGCUACAAUUGGAAAGGUUGUGGGAAGAUUAUUGAAAAUUCACUUUGACGGAUGGGAAGAUGAGUAUGACCAAUGGAUGGAUGCACGGUCUCCAGAUAUAUAUCCUAUUGGCUGGUGCGACCUAGUAAAGUAUCAUUUGGAACCACCUAGACCCCCCAUACACGUCCCAAAACAACAAAAAAAGACCAAGAAAGGCAAGAAAAAGAACACAGGCAAGGGUGGUGCGAAGCAGGUGCCUCCUGUUGCUAAGCCUAAAGUGGACACUAAUACGAAAGUGGUAAACUCUUCCAAUUCGUCGAGCACGCCAAAGAUGUCGGCUCCAAGUACUGUUACCAGCAGCACAUUCGCGUCUAAGCAAAUACCUACGUCGAGUGCAGUAAAGCCAGAAGUGAAACCGAAAGCAGCCAACAAUAAUACAGGGACAACGUACAACGGAAACACUGAGAAAAAAGUUAUCAAUUCUUAUGAAAAAGAAGUAGCAGUGAUCGAAAAGCCCGGUUCAACGGAACCUUCGGAUCCACAGGGUUGGAGUAUUUUUGACGUUGCACAAUUUCUGACUGCUCACGACUGUGCAGCAUAUUGUGAAUACUUCACCAAAAAUAAUGUGGACGGGCCUAAACUGAUGACCCUCACCAAGGAUAACUUGAUUGCCCUAACAGGCAAGGUUGGGCCAUCCGUAAAAAUUUACGAGUUAAUUAGCCAGUUGAAGCGAUCAACAUCUGCAGCAAAAGCACGCAGCUCAGCCUUACAAAAAUGAAGCAUAACGUCGUGUCCUAGCUGUUCUGUGUCCAAUGCAUUGCGGCCUUCUUCUUUCAUCAUCCUAGUUAUAGAGAAAUAUACAGAAUAUCACUAAAAAUCUGAAAACGAGCACACGGGAGGGCGUAAAAUAUUUCUUUCCAGAGUAAUUUACUUGUAACGAGUCUUGUUAUGCUGUGGGAAUAAUGCUGUUUUAAUAAUUAAUUUUAUAUAAUGAACGAUCCUGUAAUACAAUUAAAAUUAUUAGUGUUAUUAUUUUUUAUUAGUAAUAUUAUUUAAAAAAACGUAUGAAAUCAUGCUCUUCAAGUUUUGUUGCAUCUGUAUGAGUACAUGUAGGCUAGAUUUUAUAAUACAUAGUCAGUUCUUCUAUUGAUCACAUGAAAGUUACCAUUAGUAAAGAACCACCAGCGUUAUGAACUGUGCGAUAAUUACAGAGAUAUCGGGACUGAGUAAUUCAACAACUAUUAAGUAAUUAGAUAAAUGAACUAAGAAGUCCUCACCCAAUAAAAACACAGAAUCAUUGUAUACUCCACUUUCCAUGCAUUUUAUAAGUAAACCGCGUUCUGAUUUUGAUUUAUAUUUAUUUCUGAUUUGUUAUAUAUCCAUAUAUAUAUCCAUGUAUGCAUAUACGUAUAGAUUGACUGAGUUUGUAUCCUUUGUAAGACUUUGAACGUGUAUUUGAACGCUUUUUAGGUUGUAUGAUAAAUGUACCAAAUCCAUAAUUUUUAAUAACAAUAAUUUGUUAUGGUUAAAUUGACGAAGCAAUGUCGGGCAAGAUGAAUCAAACCCAUUCAUCUCAUCCCAUUCCGUUGUAGUGCUAUUAGAUUAUUUACUGUCUCGUACCAAGGAUAACUCGAUACCUCGGUGAAUACUAUUGAUAUGCAUUUUGCUAUAUACCUGCAUAGAUAUACCUGUAUCAAAAACAGCCUGACCGAACUAGUUAAAUAAUUAAGUACGCCGAUUGAAAUGCUGUUUAUGUGUCUAUGUGUGCGAGUACAAAUAUGUGAAUAUAGUACUAAUGUACUAUGCAGCGUCUCCUUUAUAUGACGGUCAUAAUAGGUUGACCAUAGUGUGAAUUGUAUACAUGCACUAUGUAUUACUACCUACUCUUCCUAUUAAUUAAAAAAAAGUAAAUAUCAAUAAACACUAUAUUACCUGAGAUUUGGA
Messenger RNA from Folsomia candida, 4034 nucleotides. Its product is annotated as polycomb protein Sfmbt. Bases 691 to 2868 code for a protein of 725 amino acids. Gene Ontology annotation, molecular function: protein binding. Gene Ontology annotation, cellular component: nucleus. Gene Ontology annotation, biological process: regulation of DNA-templated transcription. The transcript is spliced from 12 exons. NCBI's taxonomy places the organism in Eukaryota, Metazoa, Arthropoda, Collembola, Entomobryomorpha, Isotomidae. The record is from RefSeq and is a predicted model, not a curated record.